Molecule: messenger RNA, 1520 nt
Organism: Carassius carassius (crucian carp)
Lineage: Eukaryota; Metazoa; Chordata; Actinopteri; Cypriniformes; Cyprinidae
Product: E3 ubiquitin-protein ligase rnf146-like
Exons: 2
Coding region: 170-1273 (367 amino acids)
Biological process (GO): ubiquitin-dependent protein catabolic process; Wnt signaling pathway
Cellular component (GO): nucleus; cytoplasm
Molecular function (GO): zinc ion binding; poly-ADP-D-ribose binding; ubiquitin protein ligase activity
Source: RefSeq, a predicted model, not a curated record
UGAGGAGCCGUGAAAACAUUGUUGUGUUCAUCUGUGUCGAGCGAAUUCUAACGGUACCGAUCGAUUUCAGUCAAUAAACGAACAAUGAGCGAUCAUCCGGCGACUAGCAGAUGAGCCAAAUCUGAUCGUCGCUGAGAGAAAGAGGCGAAAUUUCAGCUAUUUUGUCAGGAUGGCUAACUGCGGCGAGGUUAAUCUUUCCAUGGACUCCCUGACCACUGGCAAGAAGGUGAGUGGGGAGUCUGUGACGGAGGGAAGUCCAUCCUCUUCGUCUCCUUCGCUGCCCAUUCCAGAGUGUGCAAUCUGCCUGCAAUCCUGCGUCCACCCUGUACGCCUGCCAUGUGGCCAUAUUUUCUGCUUUCUAUGCAUGAAAGGAGCUUCCUGGCACAGCAAACGCUGCGCCCUCUGUAGAGGGGAGGUCCCCGAGGACUUCCUGGAGCGUCCCACUUUGCUCUCGCCCGAAGAGCUGAAGGCUUCGGCAACAGGCGGACGCGGUACAGGGACUGGUGGCCACGCAUGGUACUACGAGGGGCGUAACGGAUGGUGGCAGUACGACGAGCGGACUAGCCGAGAGCUAGAGGACGCCUUCAACAAGGGCAAGAAGAGCGCCGAGAUGCUGAUCGCUGGCUUCCUGUAUGUGGCUGACUUGGAGAACAUGGUGCAGUACAGGAGGAACGAACACGGCCGCAGGCGUAGGAUGAAGAGGGAUGUGGUGGGCAUCCCUAAGAAAGGUGUGGCGGGAUUAAGACUCGAUCCAGAUCCCAAUCCCAGUCCUGCAGCGGGAACAGCUCCUGCAGCGCCCGCCGUUGCUGAUUUAAACGCAAGCAUUGAUGGCGCCACAGCUGAGCGAGAGAGUUCAGCAGACGGAGCGGACACUGGAGUCAGCGGAGGACGUCCUCAAGGCAUCUUUGCUUCUGCUCCCGUAAGGCCGCCAACUGUCUUGGGCGGUCACCUGACCAGCCCUGCUUCCUCCAGUGAUAUUCAGCUUGUACAGGCUCUCUCCCAUCUCAAUAUGAACGCCGCUGAGCAAGAACCAGAAGACGAAGACGCAGACGAUUCGGCCGCUCCGGACCAAUCGAGGUACGAAUCUGAGUCUGGCACGAGUGAGGAUGAAGAUGAACAGGCAGAGGACGAAGGUGAAGAUGAGCUCACAGAAGGCUCCCAGGGAAGGCAUAGACUGCAUCAGUUGGACAGACCACCCCCUGGUGGUGGCCCUGCGCAUAGCAGCGAUCGCUCGGGGUGCCCCGACGGUCAGUGCACUGUUACAAAGGUCUGACUGCAGCACAUCUACAGAACUUCUACCCAACUCCCACAACCGCUGGGUAUUUCUAACCAAUCUCUGGAAUGCAAAAAAUGAAACAAGUAAACCAUCCAAAUCACUGAAAUACGGUCUUGAAUAAGGUUAGAGGCUGGGGACUGAUGGUUUUAGUGUAAGAAUAGUGCUUGUCUCUUUCAGUCUGUACCAGGGCUGUAUUUUUUAAUGGAUAUUAAAGGCAAAACUACAAUAAACAUUCGUUUAUGAU